AAGAACGAAGCUUUUGUAGACUGUAGAUUGGGAAGUAAAACCCUAGAAAAAGAUCAAAGAAUAACCUAAUCCCUCGACUGAUCAAUUAGACGAUCCAAUCGUUUCACAUUUCGAUACAGGUGUAUUUGAUUGCAAAUAUUAGAUAUGUUUAACAUUGCAAAAAAGUUCUGCAAAAGGGUAAGCGUGAAGGAGCUUGUUACCAGCGCUCCUGUGUACGGCACAAUUGCGGACGAGUCUUCUUCUGGCUUAAGUUUGAUGCUUAAGAGGUGGGCUAGUAAGAAGACUGCUGGAUCAACAAAGAACGGAAGAGACUCGAAACCAAAGAAUCUUGGGGUGAAGAAGUUCGGCGGCGAGAGGGUGAUUCCCGGGAACAUUAUAGUUCGCCAACGAGGAACCCGAUUCCAUCCCGGAAACUAUGUCGGGAUUGGGAAAGAUCAUACUCUCUAUGCCCUCAAGGAAGGUUGUGUGAAAUUCGAGACACAUAAGCUUAGUGGGCGCAAAUGGGUACAUAUUGAGCCUAAGGAAGGACAUGUCCUUCACCCUCUUUAUGCAACUGCUGGUCCAGGAGAGCUAAAGACGGCCACAUAAGAGUUGCUCCAUAGUUGUUUGUUUAAGCAAUCAAGUUUGCGAUUUCCAUGGUGAUCUUGGAUAUUCAACUACCAAUCGUAUCCGAGGAUUUUGGGAGAUACAAAUUAAAAGAACCAUGAGGUUUGCUCCC
Hibiscus syriacus is the source of this 718-nucleotide messenger RNA. Its product is annotated as 50S ribosomal protein L27-like. Gene Ontology annotation, biological process: translation. Bases 145 to 588 code for a protein of 147 amino acids. Gene Ontology annotation, cellular component: ribosome. The transcript has 4 exons. Gene Ontology annotation, molecular function: structural constituent of ribosome. The record is from RefSeq and is a predicted model, not a curated record. NCBI's taxonomy places the organism in Eukaryota, Viridiplantae, Streptophyta, Magnoliopsida, Malvales, Malvaceae.